This is a messenger RNA of Cuscuta epithymum, 1822 nucleotides long. NCBI's taxonomy places the organism in Eukaryota, Viridiplantae, Streptophyta, Magnoliopsida, Solanales, Convolvulaceae. The record is from the annotation of a GenBank genome assembly.
GUCCAAAUCAUUAUAUGCUUUUUAAUUUAGAUUUAAAUAAUUCAACUGCAUCAUUGAUCCAUUUGGAUAAAUGUACGGUACAUUUGGGGUACCAUAGAAUCUACCAAAAUAUAAUAGUUCUAUCUUGAAACAUACGAACGUCUAUUUCACAUAAUUUUCCUUUUUUAUUUUAAUGAAUCAAACACUACCCGAGAGACUCACUAGAAGUGUUUUCCUUGUGCAAAAGUGAUUUUUCUUACAUGCCACGAGAGCUCGCGAUCGCUGCCGGCGUGGACUAUAAAUGAUGCAAGGAGCAACAAUUUUUGCAACAUCAAACCAGGAAAUCUUUCAUUUAGUGAAGAGAUUACUAAAAUGGCAGAGGUUGAAAUCGUAUCAACAUGCUUAAUUGGAGCUGCCUGUGCACCACCGGCGGAAAGGUCAAGAAUUGAGUUGACCCCAUGGGAUCUGCAACUCCUCCUCAUUGGCACCAUCCAGAAAGGACUCCUCUUCCCAAAACCCACCAUACAACAGGAACAAAACCUCUUCAUUCACUCGACGCUAAUUGAUCGCCUGAAAACCUCUCUUUCCGCCACCCUCGAUUUCUUUCCUCCGCUUGCCGGCCGUUUUGCCACGGACGAGGAGGAUGAGAAGAAUAACACCUCUACCGUUUUUGUCGACUGCAAUAAUGCAGGCGUCGAGUUCGUAGAAGCCAAGGCCGCCGGCGUCACCGUCGCGGCCAUUCUUGAUCCGUCCAACGACGCCGCCGCAAAGACAAUCCGAUCUUUCUUUCCCCUUAACGGAAUCCGGAACCUCGACGGGAUCUCCAAGCCGCUGCUGGGUGUGCAAGUAACAGAGCUUCUCGACGGCUACUUCAUCGGCUGCACUUUGAACCACGGCCUCGGCGACGGCGCUUCCUUCUGGAACUUCUUCCGCUCUUGGGCGGAGCUAUCACGCGGUUGCCCUCAAAUCUCGGAACCUCCCAUCCUGGACCGCUGGUUCCCGGAAAGCACUACCCGCCCCGUUCGUCUCCCUAUGGCUCUCAACAAAGAAAGACUAUCUCUUGGCGGUCUGAAAACUCCGCCGGCAUACCCAGAGAGGGUAUUCCGGCUAACCAGAGAAACCAUAGCCAAGCUCAAAGAAAAAGCAAACUCCGAAUUGGGAAUUGAAAACAACAAUUCCGUCUCCUCCCUGCAGGCAUACAUGGCCCACAUAUGGCUAUCCGUCACUCGCGCACGGGAACUCGACGGGAGCGAGGAUGUUCAAAUCUCCAUUACCAUCGGAACCCGAUCGAGGGUCCCGCUGCCGAAAGGGUACUGGGGAAACGCGCUUUACGUAAAGAUGGUGACCGCGAAAGCAGGGGAGCUGUUGGAGAAAGGAUUGGGCUGGGCAGCUUUGAAGCUGAAGGAAACUGUGGAGAAACAGGGGCGCGAAGAAGUGAUGAAUGGGUAUUUGAGCUGGGUGAGAUCGCCGGCGUUUCUCGGCGAGAAGAAGCUUUUCCUGACUAGUAAUACGCUGGUCAUAGGCAGCUCUCCCCGGUUCGACAUGUACGGAACGGAUUUCGGGUGGGGAAAGCCGGUUGCGGUGAGGAGCGGAAUGGCGAAUAAGUCGGACGGGAAAGUGACGCUUUUUGCUGGACCGGAGGAAGGGAGUGUGGAUAUAGAGCUCUGUAUUCUUCCCAAGACUUUAAUGGGACUGUGUAACGAUCCAGAGUUCCUGGAGUAUGUCACUAUUCCUGGAAUUUGAAAUUUUAAACUUCCCAUCCGUCCUGUCGAAAUAAUGUUUUCACCAACCUCUUGUUUAUGUUGACGAGUUUAAUGUUUUGUUUAUUGAGAAAAAAGUGUCC